Molecule: messenger RNA, 2351 nt
Organism: Meira miltonrushii
Lineage: Eukaryota; Fungi; Basidiomycota; Exobasidiomycetes; Exobasidiales; Brachybasidiaceae
Exons: 1
Coding region: 358-2160 (600 amino acids)
Source: RefSeq, a predicted model, not a curated record
CUUCAAGAGGUGUGUGCGUGUGUGCGGAUGUUCUCCCUCUCUCUCUCUAAGUGUGAUUUUGUGGGUUUAAUAAAUGCACCAUUCUGUCUACAUGACCAUACAUGUAUAUGUGUAAAUAAAGCGUACAUCGAUCUUGCAAUCCUUUCUUCUUCUUACAUCUUUUCACCAUCACCACCACGAUUGAAGCACGAGAGUAACUCUCACAAAAACGUGUCUUCAAAAAUCGUAUCACGAUAUUAACCAAGUAUUUCACGACAAUCCUACUACAUCACGAACUCAUCUUAUUCAAACUAAAGUACGAAUCAACGAUAUUCACAUCACAUUCAACCUAAAGACUUCACUUUAAACGAUCACGAAAUGUCAUCCCGCGUCUCAUCACGCGCAGACGACGCUUCUUCAUCAUCUUCCACAGCAGAACGAUCAUCCUAUCGUAAACGCCAAUCAACAAAUGGCAAAGGCUGGAAUUCUGCCAACGGAGCAAAUCGGAGCACUUCACAAUCUCCACUAAGUGAAAAUGGACCGGAGAACAAAAGUGAUCCAAUCUGGCAAACAGAUUCAAAUGUGAUUUACGAAGAAGAUGAUAUUCGUCACCGUCCUUCCGUUUCUUCUCCAAAUGGCAAACCAAACAGAGAACGUUCUUCUUCAAUUCCUCAUGCACCUCCAACGUUGGAAGAAGAUAGCUUUUACGAAGAGGAUGAUCCGGUCAAAUCAGAAAAUGUUUUGAGCAAUUGGCAUUUUGCUCCUUUGAUUAUUGCCAUCUUGCCACCUUUGGGUGCCGUAAUUGGAGGUCAAGCAGACGCAUGGAGUGACGCAAUCUUGCUCUUGUUGGCUUCGUUUUGGCUUUAUCAAUUUCUCAAAGUGCCACACGACAUUUAUCAUGCUGCACGUACUCGUCGUAUCCUUCAUGCCGAUUCGGAAUAUCUUGAAGAUGACGUACGCGAAGAUGGCAGUAAGGUCCCUUACGAUGAGACUGUCAGACGGUCACGAGAACGUGCAGCUGCAGCUGCAGAGCUUCGUAGAGCAGAAAUGUUUAGCUUAGCUGCUUUAGUGCUCAGUCCAAUCGCUGGAGCAUAUCUUUUGACAUGGAUGAUGGAAGUGUUCACUGAUGGAAACCGCUAUUUGAACAAGUUCAACAUUCGAUUGUUCAUGUUGGCUUCCGGUAUUAAGCCUUGGUCACACGCUUUGAGCUUGUUCCGUCAAAGACUUUUACAUCUACAAGAAGUGGUCCACUAUCCAUCCUCUCGCGUCGAAACACUCAACCGCAAACUUGCUAGGAUGGAAUCAGAUUUAUCUACAUUACGUAAAUUAGUCGCUACCAAAUCGGAUGUCUCCUUGCUACGUGAAGGAAUUGAUCUUCCUCUUACCCAAUUGAGCAGAUCUAUGCGAAGAUAUGAAAAGAAGGAAGAACAUCUACGCAUGAGCGCAGAGGACAAGUUCAGUUUGGUCGAAAGUCGAUUGGAAGAUUUAUUAAGAGAGGUAGCCAUCAAUGCAGAAUUGAUCGAAGAAGAACGCCGCGAACGACAAAGGGCUGCCUCUUUGCCCGCUUCUAUCUUCCAAGCUUUGCGUUAUGCGUUAGGACAAAGAAGUCAAGAACAAUCGUAUGCCUACGAAGGACAACGCACCUUGAAAGGCCGAUCUUCCUUGGGAAUCACUGCAGGUGGACAAUUUUCGGAUCCUUCAUCUCCUGGGAAGAUCGCGUCAUUGAACUCUUCCCUCUCGUCCACAACUUCUGAACCUGCUUUUUCAUCUCCUCCUCGUUACGGACCAGCUCCACCAACGAAUGGCACGACUACAAUCUCGAAUAAAGCCUCAAGUCAACCAGGCUGGACAGAAGAAGGAUUAGCAUAUUGGUUCUUCUUACCGAUCAAUAUCCCGCGUUCUGUGAUCAGAGGUGCAAUGUCACUUGCUGGCGGUCGGGUGAACAAUCCAAUGCAUGAUCCAAAUUAUGCACAGAAUUUUGCAAAUGCCAUGACAGCAACUGCCAAUUCGAAUAACGCUCAAAAUGGAAAUGCUCAUGGUAACGGUCAUGCUCGCAUCACGUCUAGCACCGUUAAUGGUAAACAGGCUUCUCGCAACAAAUCUUUUGGCGAGCGUCUUGAUGCUCGUCCCGUGGGUGCAAAUCCCGUUCCCGCAACAAGUCACUUCAGCCGUCGAGUUUGAACAGCAUCAAUGUAACUUUCUUUUAUUUAAAUGUUUUUGGAUUUCUCUCUCUCUUCAAGAUCAAGAUGUGUUCAUGAUUUCAAAAAAAGCAAAACUCAAAUUUUUUGCUCGAUACCUAUUCAUCAUUUUUCUAUACCUGGCAAACUCUAUUCUUUUUCAUCAUCUUCAACGACAAUUUUCACGAUUGAGCC